GCAUAAAGCUUCCUCGAUUACUAAAAACUUAUUUUGUAAUAUUAUUAAAAAUAUAAAGUAGAACCUUCUUUUCAAAUAAAGAAUAAUGGAAAAGUUCGACUUAACAUCUGUAAUGGGUCAAUACUUAGACCGGCACUUAGUAUUUCCAUUGUUAGAAUUUUUAUCAGCAAAAGGAAUUUAUAAUGAGACCGAAUUACUAAAAGCUAAAUUGGAUAUAUUAAGUAAAACAAAUAUGAUAGAUUAUGCUAUCGACAUAAGAAAACAAUUAUAUCCUGACCAAGAAAUUCCAGAAGAUUUGAAGCAAAGGCGUAAUCACGUUGUACAGCAGUUGGCCGAAUUACAAGAAGAAGUUAAACCAAUUUUGAAAAUUAUGGAGUCCGAGGAAGUGAUGAAAAACAUGGAAAAUAUGAGGGACUCAAAAACUCUCAUUAGUUAUUUAUCUAAAGAAUCCAAGUUUGAAAUCGAAAUGAUUGAUAGUCUUCACAAACUAGCUAAAUACAGAUACGAUUGUGGUAACUAUACAGUAUCCACAUCUUACUUAUAUUUCUGUAUGUUAGUACUACCUCCAAAUGAUAAGAAUUACCUUAGUGCCUUGUGGGGGAAAUUUGCGUCUGAAAUCUUGUACCAAAAUUGGGAUUCGGCAUUAGAAGAUUUGAACAAACUUAGAGAAUAUAUAGAUUCCAGCCCUAACCAAUUUUCUGGAAACAGUUUGCAGUUAUUACAGCAACGAACAUGGUUGAUCCAUUGGUCAUUGUUUGUAUUCUUCAAUCACGUAUUAGGACGUGAACUGAUUAUUGAAAUGUUCUUGUACAGACCACACUAUCUCAAUGCAAUACAGACAAUGUGUCCGCAUAUUUUGAGAUAUUUGGCAACUGCUGUUAUAAUUACUAGAAGUAGAAGAUCGGCGCUAAAAGAUUUGGUGAAAGUUAUUCAACAAGAAAGUUACACAUACAGGGAUCCCAUAACAGAAUUUUUGGAACAUCUCUAUGUUAACUUUGAUUUUGAUGGUGCUCGCCAAAAAUUACAUGAAUGUCAAACAGUAUUAUUGAAUGAUUUCUUCCUAAUCUCCUGUUUAGACGAAUUCGUAGAAAACGCCCGACUAAUGAUAUUCGAGACAUUCUGUAGAAUCCAUCAGUGCAUCAGUAUAGGCAUGUUGGCGGAAAAAUUGAAUAUGAAUCCAGACGAAGCGGAAUGCUGGAUAGUUAAUUUAAUUAGAAACGCCAGAUUGGACGCUAAAAUUGAUUCGAAAUUGGGGCAUGUGGUGAUGGGUGCUCAACCCUUGUCUCCAUACCAACAACUCAUAGAAAAAAUCGAUUCGCUAUCAGUCAGAUCAGAAACGCUUUGUUCCCUUAUCGAUAGGAAGCUCAGAGCAAAGACUGACGUAAGUUUUAAUAAAUAACUUACAGUGUGUGCCCUUAAGUAAAUUCGUUGGGGAAACCAAGAUUUUUGAAUCUUUAAACUGUUUUAUACCUUGAUCAUCGAUUAAAUAUAAUUACUAACAAG
Diorhabda sublineata is the source of this 1503-nucleotide messenger RNA. RefSeq names its product eukaryotic translation initiation factor 3 subunit E (gene eIF3e). NCBI's taxonomy places the organism in Eukaryota, Metazoa, Arthropoda, Insecta, Coleoptera, Chrysomelidae. Gene Ontology annotation, molecular function: translation initiation factor activity. The transcript is spliced from 5 exons. The record is from RefSeq and is a predicted model, not a curated record. Gene Ontology annotation, cellular component: eukaryotic translation initiation factor 3 complex; cytoplasm; nucleus. The coding region runs from base 86 to 1399 and encodes 437 amino acids. Gene Ontology annotation, biological process: translational initiation.